GUUUCAAUGUCCUUGAUCUUUGUCUACAACUCAGAAACAACCACCCGCAACCAAGCGCAGUGUAGAUGGAAAUCAGUACCCGGAGUAAGUUCCCGCAUGCCCCCGUAUUUGCCGCUCUCAUCGCCGCUUCCGCGUAUACGAAAGUGAGAACAUCCCAAUCCCAAAAAGCUUUUCACACGUGGUUUCCAAUUGACCUUGGCGUCUGACCUUGCACACCGAAAAGCGACGAAACGUUCUGGGAACCGCACGGUCGCAAGCGACUGGAAGAGUACUUUAGUGUGCAACUCUCCGCGUCCACCUUCGAUCAAACGAACGGGACACUUGGCAAUCAAGCAACACUCCUCCGACUUGCGCGCCAGGAGGGUGCUGCUAUCAUGGUCCAGCUAAAUUCCAGUUUUAACGAGGGAGGUCCGCCCUUCUCUUCAUGGCACAGUAAGGGCAACGGGUUUGGCAAGGUUUGCAGAAGUUACGUCGACGAUCCGUGCAUUGUGAAGCAAGGUACUUACUUAUUCCCGAUAUUUUUGUUCUCGCCGGCGUGACAAAGAAAAUCGUACGGUAAUUCAAGGGAAAUGGUUGUUGCGAUUUUGCACUUGCUGCAGACUAUCAUGCACCAUCUCGCAUCUCGUCUUUCACUUUCUCUAGGUCGCGCAACCCCCGGUGGACCGAACUACUACCGAGAGAGCCGACUGUUUCUCGGGAAGUGGGAAAAGGGGCCGCACGCAAAAAUUGGUUCAGAAAAGCGAAACGAAUAUGGCAUGGAUCCCGAAAGCCGGAGCAAACCAGGACCAGACCACUACGGCGAUGUGUCCAAGAAGUUUUCCGCAAUAAGAAAAGACAUCGUCAUAAAAGACCUUAAAAUCAAGCCAAGGUAAUAUUGACGUGCUGAUAAAUUGUUUUUGUUCUUUCUUCGGCGGAUGAGCCUAGUUUGGCCAUGCAUGGCAGCAUCAUGCGCUAUUUUUCUUCUGCAAUGUCCCAUGCAAAUAAAAACUCUAGGUUUCCAAGUAUCGAGGAGAAGACGGCAGGUAACCCGAGACACAGCGGUCCCGGUCCGGCGAAAUACGAUACGAGGUAUAGCGCGGGCGACGGGGGCCUGCAGCGAGGGUCGGGUAACCCAAAAUGGACGAUCCCAGCUAAGUACUUGGACAAUUCGAAACUGAACGAGGAUAUGAACUGCAAAAAUGUCUGGGUCUGGAAGAUUGCAACUUGUCAUGCUGUUUUUGGACUCUAAAAAAAUUUGUAUUGCAUGACCAGCAAGAGGGGCACAGUUUUUGCUACACGGACAGGGCAUUUCUCAUGCCGAAGGUGCAUCAGGAAGCCCUCUAGAAGUCUGCAAUGCUAGGUCAUGUAUUACAGGCAUCAUGGGUCAUGAGAAAGAUGCAUGACAAAUCUUGCAUUCUUCCAGACCCAGACAUUUUUGCAUUUGAUAGAGGAAGAGGGAAAGCCAGGUCCGGGACGGUACAACGUCGCAGGGAAGCCAGGAAAAAACUACCCGAUCAAACACGGGACACUGUAUUGCAUGUUACUGUUUGGCAUGCGGAUUAUGCUCGACGGGACGCAUAUAUGCAAAACAAGUUCUCUAGCGCCAAUUGCAAUGCAUCAACUCAAAAAACAGGUAUGAUAUCACGAUUUCGACGAAAUUUGACUCGAACGACGAUCCGCGUCAGAAGGGCCCAGGACCUGGAGCGUACUUCUUAGUUCACUUGUUUUUCUCAAUACCAUUUCCCAGAAUGCGUUUGCACUUUCUUCCUCCGCCAGCAAUAAGAACAGCACAACUUCUCUGGUCCAGUUUGUUUGUGAGCCUACAACAGUAAUUAUUAUUAUAGCUAAUAUCCGACAUUCUUCUCAACCUCAGGUAUCGCAUCCGAUCUAUAUUCGAGGCGCAUCACUAAGGAAGACGCGUUUCUGGAGUAACUGAAAGCACUAUACCUAAUUGAUGACAAAUGUCCUUUACGGACGAAGAAAACCGAAGUAUCGAAACAAUGAACACGGCUCUGGAGCUCCUUCUAAACUCUGUCGAUUGUACUAGCUUUGUGUACUAAGAACGAACACCCCAACAACCUGUAAAUGCGCUUUCUGAGGAAUGAAGUUUCGCGACAGCUCGCGAACAGAAGCAAAAAUGUAUCACGAGGAGAAAGGAAU
Messenger RNA from Amoebophrya sp. A120, 2139 nucleotides. The record is from the annotation of a GenBank genome assembly. NCBI's taxonomy places the organism in Eukaryota, Dinophyceae, Syndiniales, Amoebophryaceae.